AUGGCGCCCCGAGGAAAGAUCCGCCUGAGGCUGACGCGAAGUGCCAAAUCAGAAAGCACACCAAAAUCCUUUGCCGACCUCGAAGACGAGCACAUGCCUGAUGCCGAAUCCAGUGCGCAAGAUUCGAAGCGACAACAGGUCCCAGACCCCGACGAUGAGAAGGACGAGGAUCAUCAGCCAAAAGAGGAGUCAGGCGACGAAGACGAUGCUGCCGACGCUAUUGACAAGGACGAUGAGUCUGUUAAAGAACCGACGCCACCUCCCCAGCCCAUGGUUCGCAGAAAGAGACUUGGUCGGCCACCCAAGAACCGACCUCCGGACUGGGACAACAUGAUUUCAGUUCCUGCCGAUGAGGCCAACACACCGCGACGCCGUGGCAGAGGCGGCUGGCGAGGGAGAGGCGGGCGCAAGGGCGGUCCUGCUGCGCCAAAGGCUGAACAGAUCAUCGACACUGAGGGAACCGUUGCCGAAAUCGUGGACGACGAGUGUGUGCUGCCCGAAGAUCCAGAGGGCGAGACAAAGGUCGACAAGCUGGGUAACCUUCAGGGCGGACGCGAUUAUAGAUGUCGAACAUUCACUGUCACGGGUCGCGGUGACAGACUCUACAUGCUUUCGACGGAGCCAGCACGAUGUGUCGGUUUCAGAGACAGUUACCUUUUCUUCACCAAGCACCGCAAACUCUACAAGAUUAUUGUGGAUGAUGACGAGAAGCGGGACAUGAUCGAGCGGGAAAUCAUCCCUCACUCAUACAAGGGACGCUCGAUUGGAAUCGUAACCGCGCGAUCAGUCUUUCGCGAAUUCGGUGCGCGCAUCGUUGUCGGUGGAAAGUGCAUCAUAGACGACUACAACGUUGCCCAGGCUCGUGCCGACGGUGUCGUCGAGGGUCAACUUGCGGACCCAAACGAUCACUUUAUUGCGGGCGAGCCGUACAACAAGAACCAGUACGUUGCAUGGCACGGAGCCAGUGCCGUGUACCACACCAACGUACCAUCAGUGCCGAUUCCUAACGGCAAGAUCGAGUCCAAGAAACGCAAAGUCAAUGUCAACGACAUGAACUGGAUGCUGGAGCACGCUCGUGAGGCUAGCACGUUCAAUGCCAGCAUCAAUGCCAUCAGAAAGAUCAACAAUGCCGGCGUGUACGACAUUCACACCAACGUGAAGCAGUAUCCAGCGACAAUGCAGCCGACGCGAGCACGCAUUGAGCAGAUCGCCCCAGAGGACGAAGAAGCCACCGGAGACAGCACCGUGUCCCUCCCCGUCCCAGCUAAGAUGGCGCGCAACUUCUUUGUUACCGACACAUACUUUGAAACAUCAUCGGCGGGUAUCAUCUCGGCAUCCGCAGUGGACGAUACGGCUGGCUCAGCAGAUUUUCUUGCCUCCUUUCAAGGGUUAAGUACUGUGUCUGAUGAUAUCAAGGACCUUCUGCCCCCAGAGUGUCGUGAGGCGUUUGACAACGCUGUUGUAAAGGAAACAUCGUAUCGAUCCCAAUGGGGUCCUGAAAGUGAAAAGAUGUCCCGCCGGCAGCCUGUUAUCGAUAAGGCGAUUGUGCCUUACAGUAUGACAGGGUGA
This is a messenger RNA of Fusarium sp. VM40, 1569 nucleotides long. The record is from the annotation of a GenBank genome assembly. Lineage: Eukaryota; Fungi; Ascomycota; Sordariomycetes; Hypocreales; Nectriaceae.